Molecule: messenger RNA, 1605 nt
Organism: Aspergillus niger
Lineage: Eukaryota; Fungi; Ascomycota; Eurotiomycetes; Eurotiales; Aspergillaceae
Exons: 5
Coding region: 1-1605 (534 amino acids)
Biological process (GO): sterol metabolic process
Molecular function (GO): oxidoreductase activity, acting on paired donors, with incorporation or reduction of molecular oxygen; heme binding; iron ion binding
Source: RefSeq, a predicted model, not a curated record
AUGGAGGCCAACUCGCACAGCUUCGCGUCGCCGCUCGCUAGCGUUCGAGCCAGCAACUUGCCCAUUCCCUCCCAAUUCGAGACUGUCGUUGAUGCCGUUAGCAAUGCGAGCCCAUGGACUAUCGCAUUUACCAUUCUGGCAGUCCUUGUCGCUUAUGACCAGAUCAUAUACCUCAUAAACAAAGGCAACAUUGUCGGCCCAGCCUUCAAGAUACCCUUCAUUGGACCAUUCUUGGAAUCGGUCAACCCUAAAUUCGAGGAAUACUACGCCAAAUGGACAAGCGGCCCGCUCAGUUGCGUGUCCGUCUUUCACAAGUUCGUUGUGAUUGCCUCGACCCGAGAUUUGGCCAGGAAAGUGUUCAACUCUCCAACCUAUGUAAAGCCCUGCGUCGUGGAUGUCGCUCAUAAGCUCCUGGGAAAGGAGAACUUUGUCUUUAUGGAUGGAAAGCCACAUGUGGAUUUCCGCAAGGGUCUCAACGGUCUGUUCACAAAAAAAGCAUUGCAGUCUUAUCUCCCUGGCCAGGAGGAUGUAUACAAUCAGUACUUCGAGCGCUUCCUUGGCAUUACGCAAAAAGCUGGCGGCAAACCAGUGCCCUUUAUGCCCGAGUUUCGCGAAUUGAUGUGCGCCGUGUCGCUCCGCACAUUCUGCGGCUAUUAUAUCUCGGACGAGGCUGUGAAGAAGAUCUCUGAUGACUAUUACCUGAUCACAGAGGCAAUGGAACUGGUUAACUUUCCUAUUAUUCUGCCUUUCACCAAGGCAUGGUACGGUAAGAAGGCGAGUGAUAUGGUCAUGGCCGAGUUUUGCCAGGCUAGUGCGAAGAGCAAAGUCUGUAUGGCAGCCGGCAAAGAACCCACAUGCAUUAUGGACGCGUGGGUCAAGAAUAUCCUAGCCUCAAAGCAAUGGGUCGAAGCAGAAGCCAAGGGACAGUUAGCGGAGAACAUGGAGAAGCCAUCUCCUCUGCUACGUGAUUUCGCCGAUUGGGAGAUCGCUCAGACAGUUCUCGCAUUUUUGUUCGCCUCUCAGGAUGCUACCAGCAGCGCAGCCACCUGGCUCUUUCAAACAAUGGCACAACGCCCCGACGUGCUCGAUCGAGUCCGCGAGGAGAAUUAUAAGGUCCGCAACGGUAACGUCCAUGCUGAGGUUGACAUGGACCAGCUCGAGUCCAUGACCUAUACCCGUGCGGUCGUCAGGGAGCUUCUGCGGUACCGACCUCCCGUGAUCAUGGUGCCAUAUGUGGCCAAGAAGCCGUUCCCAAUUACCGAUUCCUACACGGUUCCAAAGGGGGCGAUGGUUAUCCCGACCACGUACCUUGCCCUCCGGGACGAGGAGGUAUACGAGAAGCCUGACGAAUUCGAUCCCGAGCGUUAUUAUACCGGGGAUGCUGAGGAGAAGGGGAAGAAUAACUAUCUGGUGUUUGGAACGGGUCCACAUGUGUGCAUUGGACAGCACUAUGCGCAGCUCAAUCUGGUGCUGCUCAUCGGCAAAGCCUCGUUGCUGCUGGACUGGAAGCAUCACGCGACCCCGCUAUCGGAGGAGAUUAAGGUCUUCGCAACCAUCUUUCCUAAGGAUGACUGCCCGUUAACGUUCAACAAGAGGAAGUGGUAA